AUUCUAUGCUAUAGACAGGAAUAUGAAGGAAACGUAUUACAGCAGAAUUCUCUUGAAAAGUUAAUCAGACUAGUAGUUUCACCGUAGAAUUCAAGCAAAUUCUCAAUUCCUCGUGUUUUAUAUCAUUCUUCGAAACGAAUCGGUAAAACGGGCAUGGGUUUCUAUCAAUCAUUUCGUAUCAUAUUGUUUUACAACGCAAAGAUUGAUGACAUAUCGGUUUAUCGAGAGCUGAAUUUAUGUUUUGGAAUACGAGUAUGCAUUACAUAUUGUGUGUACUGACUAUAGCGAUUAAGUUACAGUAUUCAUACGCCGAAUUUACUUGCAGAUUCGGCAGAAAUACUGGUUAUAAAACGAAUUUCACUAACUGUGGUAUCGCACGGACACCAUUAGAAUCGUGGGCAAAUGUCAGUGGUCACGGGUAUCGUGGCUACGCACCAAGCGGACAGAAAAAUGAUGGGUUCCUAGUCACGAGGUUGAAACGUUCAGCAAGUUUAGAGCUCCCAAGGCUCUACCUUUUACGAAAUUCGGGAAUUCUUUCAUUCCACUACAAGUUCUACUCUCUCUCUAAAAGUAUCCUUGAAGUUUCCGUCUGUCCUGGCGGUGUUCGUGUACGCAUUCCUGACAAUGACCUUGUCGACUGGCAGAAGAGAGAAAACAUCGCGGUUUACUGCGAUGGACGUGAACCACAGAUAAGGUUCUUUGCAUCAGAGAUCAAUAACAAAAAUCGUAUAGCAUUUGAUAACAUCAAGGUUGUGUCAACUUCACCUCCAAGUAAGAAAAUGAUUGUGGCAUUCAACGACAACGACACGAACAACAAGGAGAAAAGCACCAACGACGACAACAAGAGCAAGUACAGCCACGACCAUCAUCACCACCACAGGAUCUACGACAGCGACCCCAGCGACAUCGGAGCGGUCAACGUCUUCAUCACCAGGUAA
Molecule: messenger RNA, 938 nt
Organism: Lytechinus variegatus (green sea urchin)
Lineage: Eukaryota; Metazoa; Echinodermata; Echinoidea; Temnopleuroida; Toxopneustidae
Exons: 5
Coding region: 237-938 (233 amino acids)
Source: RefSeq, a predicted model, not a curated record